GGAAGCUUUCUCCAUCUAUUUAUUUUAUUCAUGCACUUCAUUCAUUUCACUCUUCUAAUAUAUUUACACAAUUUUGUUCUCUCUUCAUAUGUCAUUUCUAUUUUUGGAAAAAAAAAAUGAUGAUAUUAAUGUAAACACUAAAAAAAACAAAGAAAUUUUGUGGGUAUUUUGCUUCUUGAUCUAACAAUGGUUGCAUCCCCUCCAUUUUUUGUUGGUUGUGGAGAAAAAAAGCCAUGGUGGAUUAGCAACAAAAAGAUCGCGGAGAAAUGUAUAAGAGAUGCCAAAACUCUCAUUGCCAGUACUCAAGAACCAAAUGAGAUUGCUUCAGCACUUGCCCUUGUUGAAGCUGCACUUGCAAUUUCUCCGCGUUUUGAGUUAGCGUUAGAGCUGAAGGCGCGAUCGCUGCUAUAUCUAAGGUGUUUUAACGACGUCGCUUAUAUGCUACAGGACCAUAUUCCUAGUCUGAAAAUGUCAUAUGAUGACUCGUCGUCUUCCUCAUCGUCUGGUUCAUUUGAUAGCUCAAAGGAGCAAAUUAGACUCAUUUCUUAUGGUGAUGAACCUAAGUUCAAGUGCUUCUGUUUAUCUGAUUUGAAGAAGAAGGUUAUGAGUAGCUUCUACAAGAAUUGCAAUCAAGAAGGUCAAUGGAGGUACUUGGUCUUGGGACAAGCUUGUUCCCAUCUAGGUCUAAUGGAAGAUGCAAUGGUUCUGUUACAAACUGGCAAACGCCUGACUACAGAUGCGUCUCGACGCGAGAGCAUAUGUUGGUCUGACGACAGCUUCUCGUUCGCCAAAUUUCCAGUCUCAGGUGCAACUUUGCCGAUAACUGAGUCGGAAACAGUCUCUCAACUUCUCAGUCAUAUAAAGCUACUCUUACGACGAAAAGCUGCUGCAAUUGCAGCUCAUGAUGCUGGUCUCUACUCAGAAGCUAUUAGGCAUUUUUCAAAAAUUGUGGAUGGUCGUCGUGGUGCCCCUCAGGGGUUUAUGGCCGCAUGCUAUAUGCAUCGAGCAUCAGCUUAUCGUUCCUCUGGUCGAAUUGCAGAAGCAAUAGCUGAUUGCAAUCGAACGCUAGCAUUGGACCCUUCUUGCAUAUCAGCUCUUAGAACUAGAGCUGCAUUAUUCGAAACCAUAAGAUGCUUGCCUGAUAGUCUCCAUGAUUUGGAGCAUUUAAAACUCUUGUACAGUUCAAUUCUCCGGGAUAGGAAACUACCAGGACCAAUAUGGAAGCGUCAUCACGUGGGAUACAGGGAGAUUCCAGGGAGGCUUUGCUCGUUGGCUACGAAAAUUCAAGAACUGCAGAAGAGAGUUGCAAAUGGCGAAACGGGGAAUGUGGAUUACUAUGCAUUGAUUGGUUUGAAGUAUGGUUGUUCAAGAUCAGAACUGGAAAGAGCACAUUUGUUGUUAACUUUGAGACACAAGCCAGAUAAAUCGACGAGUUUCAUAGAAAGGUGCGAAUUUGCAGAUGAACAAGAUAUCGAUUCUGUAAAGGAUAGAGCAAAAAUGUCAGCUUUACUGCUCUAUAGAAAGAUACAGAGGGGCUAUGCGAGUUUGAUGGCGACAAUCAAGGACGAUGAAGCGGCUGAGAAGCAGAGAAAUAAGGCUGCUGCUGCAUUACAGUUGAUGCAGCAACAAGUUCAGAUAAAUAAACAACAACAAUCAAGAACUGAAACUUACAGCACAGCUGCAAUGCAGCGACAAGUUCAGAAAAUUCAAGAACUUCAGCGAUCUGGACCUGAAACUCUCGAUUCAGAUGUUUGUAAUACUGCAUCAUGUAGUACAAACGUUACAAACGCGACAGCGUUCAAAGGGGCGUUCUGCAGAGAGCUUGCGAUCGCUGGGAACUUGUUGUCUCAACCUGCAUUUAAUCGACCAAUUCCAGUGAAAUAUGAAGCAUUGAGCUGUUGAGAAUCUGACUUACUCCGACACCGACAAAGGUUGCGGUGACAUGGAUAGGAUCCCUUCACCCUUAAAUGGGCCUUACGAGGCACAAAUUCAGAUUAGUCGGGGCCCCAACGUAUGCACCAGACAUCGUGUGGGCAACCAAACAAAAAAAGUAAGAAAAACUGCUCCUAUAUCAUUGUACACACGGGAAAAAAGUACUUACCAUGCUAGCUGCAGAAUUUUUGUUAGUUUAAACGAUUUAUCAUUUUAUACUC
This is a messenger RNA of Capsicum annuum, 2153 nucleotides long. RefSeq lists its product as uncharacterized. Gene Ontology annotation, molecular function: protein binding. The coding region runs from base 187 to 1902 and encodes 571 amino acids. The transcript has 3 exons. The record is from RefSeq and is a predicted model, not a curated record. Lineage: Eukaryota; Viridiplantae; Streptophyta; Magnoliopsida; Solanales; Solanaceae.